GAACCCAUUUAUUCAGGGCCCAAUUGGGCUUUGUCGGUCAUCUCUAGCUGCCUUAUCUAUCCAAAAUCCAAUCCAUAUGCUUCUCUUCUUCACUGGUUUAACCUAAAUUUUUGGCCACCAGUAGAGUGAAGGUGGCUGCUGGGGUACGGGAACGAAGAUGGAAGAGAAAGUCAAGAUUUUAGCAUUCAUCGGAGCUGGAGCUCUAUUGGGUUCUGCUGCUACACUUGCUAUCUCAAAGCUUCUUUCCGAUCCACUGCCAAUAAGCAACCAAUGUGUUGGAAAAGUGUAUACAAGUGAGGCAGUAAAAUCAAAUGGGCUUCCUGGAUCCAAAUGUAAUGGACUGGCUACUCCAAACCCGUUGACUGAUGAAGUAGUUUCUGAACAACUGACCAGGAAUAUACAGUUCUUUGGCCUUGAAGCCCAACAGAAAGUGACUGCAUCAUAUGUUGUGGUAAUUGGUCUUGGAGGAGUUGGAAGUCAUGCUGCAUCCAUGCUUCUGAGGUCAGGAGUUGGUAGGCUACUUCUUGUGGAUUUCGAUCAGGUGUCGGUCUCCUCAUUAAAUAGACAUGCUGUUGCCACAAGAGAAGAUGUUGGUACCUCAAAAGCCUUGUGCCUCAAGAAGCACUUCCAAUCAAUUUUCCCAGAGUGCCAUAUAGAUGCUAAAGUUAUCUUAUAUGAUUCAUCGUCCGAAGAAGAAAUUCUGUCUGGCCACCCUGAUUUUGUCCUUGAUUGCAUUGAUAAUAUCGACACAAAGGUGGCACUUCUCGCUGCAUGUGUUCGAAGAGGUUUGAAAGUUUUAUCUGCAACUGGAGCUGGUGCAAGGGCUGAUCCAACAAGAAUUCGCGUGGCUGACUUAAGAGAGUCUACCAAUGAUCCUCUAUCUCGAGCUGUAAGACAUCGUUUGAGAAAAGAUCAUGGUAUUGAUGGUGGCAUUCCUGUGGUAUUUUCUCUUGAGAAACCAAAGGCAAAGUUGCUUCCCUUUAAAGGGCCAAGCGGAGAAGAAGAAAAUCCAUCAGAUUAUCAAAUAGUGCCUGGAUUUAGGGUCCGCAUCAUUCCAGUUCUGGGGACUAUACCUGCAAUUUUUGGGCAAGUCAUGGCUUCCUAUGUUGCGACUCAACUUGCUGGAUUGCAAGUCCAUAUGGAACCAGUGGUGAAUUUUGAUACGGAUCACUACGAAAUCCUCCAUCAACGCCUUAUUGAGCAUGAAGAGUUGCUAUAUGGUACAUCCAUGCAAGUGGAGGUAGAUGUUGAAGAAGUUGUGUACAUUGCCAAAGAGUUGUGGCAUGGGAGAAGUGCAAGGGACCUAUCCAUUAAAGAUGUAGGGCGAGCAAUGUGGCGUUCAGUGAAUGAGUUGAUGCUUGUGAGGUGGGAUAAAACAAAGUCGGCCUCAGUUUCAAAUCUAAUCCUUCUAAGAUUCAAGGAGGCCGACGAACACGAGUCAAGGUCACUGGAAGAUAUAAAGGAAGAAGAACCAGAUUUUUUUGUUAGGGUGACAACUGUGCUGAAGCGAGCAGAACUGGAGUUUGGCUUUUAAGAGAGGCACACGUAUCCCACCAGCUAUAAGAGCAGUCUGAUUUGAGAUUCAUUUCAGCACAAUUUUGUUUCGCAGGUGCAUUAGGUAUGGUUCAGGAACCCGAAAAUCACCCACUUGCAGAAGUAAAACUCAAAAGCUGUCUGAAGUGGAAAUCAUCAAGGUUUUGAGCCUCGUUUCUUUCUUGAUGAUAUUUAGAAUACUUUAAGGAGCAAACAACUUGGAAGUAGCUGAACACUUUGACCAUAUCAAAAGCUUAUUUAGGGAUUUCUUUUUGUUGUUGCAGAGGGGUGGGAGUGAUGGAUAUGUGGGACAUAGAAUUAUUUCAACACUUCUAUUUUUGGUAUAUCCGUCUGCAAUUUCAAAUGUCAAUCCUCAAAAUGAAGGCCAACUUUAAAGAGUUACAAGUUCUUGAUUUAGGAGACAAUCACUUUAAUGACACAUUCCUCAUGUGGUUGGAAACUCUGCCAGAGCUGCAAGGUUUAGGUUUGAGAUCAAAUAAAUUGUGUGGAUCCAUUAAAACUUCAAGAAUUGAAGACAUGUUUCCCCAACUUCUAAUUGCAGAUCUAUCUUACAAUAUCUUUUUGGGAAA
This is a messenger RNA of Solanum stenotomum, 2123 nucleotides long. RefSeq names its product tRNA threonylcarbamoyladenosine dehydratase. The transcript is spliced from 12 exons. The record is from RefSeq and is a predicted model, not a curated record. NCBI's taxonomy places the organism in Eukaryota, Viridiplantae, Streptophyta, Magnoliopsida, Solanales, Solanaceae. Gene Ontology annotation, cellular component: plastid. Gene Ontology annotation, molecular function: ubiquitin-like modifier activating enzyme activity; tRNA threonylcarbamoyladenosine dehydratase activity. The coding region runs from base 158 to 1534 and encodes 458 amino acids. Gene Ontology annotation, biological process: cyclic threonylcarbamoyladenosine biosynthetic process.